Molecule: messenger RNA, 874 nt
Organism: Cotesia glomerata
Lineage: Eukaryota; Metazoa; Arthropoda; Insecta; Hymenoptera; Braconidae
Gene: Alg-2
Product: programmed cell death protein 6
Exons: 4
Coding region: 207-779 (190 amino acids)
Molecular function (GO): calcium ion binding
Source: RefSeq, a predicted model, not a curated record
UGACGUAGUCUGACGUCUGACGUAGACCUGAUGUCAUAAAACAUCAAUGAACUAUUUUUCCUGCUAUUUCUCACCGAAAUAGGCGUAGUAUUUCUCAUCACAUUACGUAGAUCAUUUGAAAGUUUUUCAUAUUUUUAUUGAAUUUUAUUCAGUUUAAUACCAACUACUAUCGAGAAAGUACUGUUAUUACAUUAUUAUUUGCAACGAUGGCUUUUCAAUCACCAAUGCCGAGCCGUGAAUUUCUUUGGGAUGUUUUUCAAAGAGUUGACAAAGAUCAUUCUGGAGCAAUAUCUGCUGAAGAGUUACAACAAGCUCUAUCUAAUGGAACGUGGACUCCUUUCAACCCGGAAACAGUUCGCUUAAUGAUCGGUAUGUUUGAUACUGAAAAAUCUACUCCCGAUCCUUCAGGUAUGUUUGACAAAAGUGGAAAUGGAACAGUCAGCUUUGACGAAUUUGGAGCUCUAUGGAAAUACGUCACUGAUUGGCAAAAUUGCUUCCGUUCAUUUGAUCGUGACAACAGUGGAAAUAUAGAUCGUAAUGAAUUGAAAACUGCGCUCACUAAUUUUGGAUAUCGAUUGUCUGACGGAUUAGUUGACAUGCUGUUGAGGAAAUACGAUCGGCUUGGUCGAGGAACUAUUUAUUUUGACGACUUCAUUCAAUGUUGCAUAGUAUUAUACACGCUGACAUCUGCAUUCCGUAAAUAUGAUGCUGACCAAGAUGGUGUUAUCACUAUACAUUAUGAACAAUUUUUAAGCAUGGUUUUUAAUUUAAAAAUCUAACUUAAGACUAAACUCAAAGUCUGCCAAAAAGAUGAAAUAUUAAAUAUUAAUCACAGCUUUAUUUCAUCACAAUAUAAAUAAAUGAUAUAUAUAUA